Chelonus insularis is the source of this 20078-nucleotide messenger RNA. It is a transcript of the gene Sdb, whose product is annotated as SAXO downstream of blistered. Bases 744 to 19346 code for a protein of 6200 amino acids. The record is from RefSeq and is a predicted model, not a curated record. Gene Ontology annotation, cellular component: axonemal microtubule; centriole; sperm flagellum. Gene Ontology annotation, molecular function: microtubule binding. Lineage: Eukaryota; Metazoa; Arthropoda; Insecta; Hymenoptera; Braconidae. The transcript is spliced from 6 exons.
UAAACGUGUAGUUUUAUAUUAUUAAGUUCUUACUUGUGAAAGCAUUGAAGGUUGCUGAUGUGGUGAGACACGUAGUAUUGUAUGCGACCCACGCAUAUACCAACCAAGUGAGAAUGUGUCUUAUCUCAUCUCUGUACUAACAUAAAAACCUGUUAUUGCAUUUGAGUAUGAGUUCACCAGCAUAUAUGUAUAUAAUUAAAUUUGUGUUAAAAGAUAUAAAAAAUAAGCUGCGAAAAGAGAGGAGGAAGGUAAAAAGUGUAGUAGGGAUACAGAAGAGAAAUGAAGGAAGGGAGAAUCAGAAAGGAGUAGGGUAGUGUAAAAGAGAAAAGUUUCAUGCAUUCUGUCAAUUUUAGUCAGUUGUUGAAUUACAUGAUGCUACUUGUUAAGUAAUAUACGUCAAUAUAGUUUUUAACGGUUGUUAUUAGUAUUUUUACAAUUAUUUACUAAUACACAAAUGAACAAAACUUUACUGUGAAUUAUUAUAUUAUCAAUUUUGAACGUUACUAAGAAUGAUAAAAAAAUUUUUAAAUUAUUUAUUAUUAAUAUUUUUAUUAUAUUAAAUAUUGCAUGUGUGUUACUUAUAUACAUGUGAAUCGAUUAUAAAGUUUAUUAAGCUGCGAUUUUUUUGUACCAAGAGGAAUAGUUUAACAUUCAAUUCAGAUAUAUUUAUAAUUUAUGAAGAGACGCAACAAGUGGUAAAGUGUCAACUUAUUAGGAAGUGGAUUGAAAUAAAAAAUAAAAUGAUGGAUAACAAUGAGCACAGUAUAGUUCGAGUAGAAAAAGAAAUUACCGAUACGAUCGAAACAUCAUCAACAUCGAUAAAAUCAUCGAACAUGGUGAAAGAAGUAAAAGUAAAUCCAGAAUUUGAUAGUCACAUAAAUUAUAUUGAAAUAAUUGGUUCGAAUAAUCAAAUCAUUAAAGAUACUGGAAAAAAAAUAACAAUUAUUGACAAGCCUCCAGAGAUCACAAGUCAAAUAAAUUCAACUAAAACAGAAAAUUAUGAAAAACUUGAUGUAGUUCAUAAAUUACAGCUUCAAUUACACGGUAGUAAUUCAAAUUUUGAACUUUUUGAUAAUGAACAACAACAAUCCUCUAUUCAAUAUACAAUACAUUCAAAAAACUUUGAUGAAUCUUCAUCUUCAUCUUUAAAAACUUCAUUAAUAACUAAAGAACAAGCAAGUAAAGAAUUAUUUAUUGAUCAUUUGAACAAAAAACAAAAUAAAGACAAUUCUAUUAAAUUAGAGAAAAAUGUACAAUUAUUACAAGAAUCAAAGUAUGAACAAACUACAACUCCAGACACUAAAAAAUCUUUAAUACCAAAAGAAUCUAAUUGGAAUGGUGAAUUUGCUUAUGUACAAUCAAUUGAAAAUUCAGAAACUUCUAAUACAACUAAACUAACAUCAAGUUAUGUUGCAACCAAAGCUAAAAAAAUGGAAAUUGUCCACUUUCCCGUUCAAUCUUCUGACUUGACUAACAAUUUAAGUCAGAAAGGUGAUUAUAUUUUUGUAUCUGAUACCGAAAAAAGUAAAACCAAUAAAAAUAAUACUCAAAUUACAAAUAAAAAUAUUGUUAAAUCAGAUAAAGUCAUAUCAACUACAAAAGUUACUUCAAAUAAUAAUGAUAAUCCAAUGAUUUAUGAGAGUCCUGAUACUGUUAAAUGUUUAGGAACGAUUAAAAAAUCAUUUAUAAAUACACAGUCUUAUAAGCCUGGCCAAUCAACAUGGAACGGGAAAUUUAUGUAUGAACAACCGUUAUCUUCUGAUAAAAUUAAAAAAAAAGUGAAUACUAAUGAAAUUUCUGGCACAAAUAUGGAUAACAUUGUUCAAACAUCAUCUCCUAUUGAAAAAUAUACUGAUUUAGAUGAAACUGAUUUUAUACCAAGUAAUAAUUCAAAUUAUUCCAGAGAAUCAGCUGAGAAAAUAUUAACACCAAUUUCUUGGAAUACGAAGAUGACUGAGUCAUCUGAAAUGAAUAAAAUUAUUACAGAGGAUAAAUCAAAAUCAGAUCUUCAUAAAGAAUCCCAUACUAGAUCUGCUAAACCUGAUGCUUCCACUUGGGAUGGAUCUUUUGUUUAUGAACAAAUUUUAGAUUCAAAACUAAAUGAAACAAAAUCAAUUGAUAAUGAUAAAUUAUUAUCAAAUGUAUCUCAUUAUUCAACGGAUAACAAUACACUUUCAAUUGAUCAUAUUAAAAAUACAAGAUUUUGUCAACAAAAAGAUUCACUAGUUGAAACUAAAUUUGACAAUAAAGAAAUAUACCAUAUUAUUGACAAUGAAUCUUCUCAUGCCUCCAAUAUAUUAAACACUAAAAAUUUUUUAGACUCAACAAAAUUAAUUGAUGAACAAAACAAUAUGUUAGAUCGAAAUAACCAAUCAGUUUAUUCAUCAGAAUCUGAAGUUCUAAAUUGGGAUGAGUUUUUUACAAAUAAACAACCUCUAACUCAAAAAACCGCUGUGCUCGAGACAAAAUCUCUACAAGAAAACUUAUCUCAUCAACAAAGUGAAUAUCAAAAAUUAAGUAAUAAAAAUCUUCAAUCAACAUUAAGCAGUAUAGUAAUAAAUGAAGAAAUUAAUCCUGAAACUACACAGGUUUAUAAAAUUAUCCAAAAAUCUCUUGUGACAGAUGAAGCAGCAAAUUUAACUGAUAUCGUUCAAGAAAAUUUUAUUAGUGAGAUUGAAGAUCAUAAGAAAGUGAUAAAAGCUACUGAAUCGUCAAGCGUCAAUUUUGAAGAUAGGAACCAAAUCAAGAAUUUAGAAAAGAAAAAUGUAGCACCGUCAAUAAAACAAGAUAUAACCCAACAAGCCAAGAAUCUAUCAGAUGUGUGGAAGUUACAACAAAAUGUCGAACGUGAAACAAUGGCAAAUAAAUCAAAUAAUCAGGAAAAAAAAAUUACCGAGUUUUCGGGAAAGACGCCAAUGUUAUCUAAGAGACCGAGGGAUCACGUGAUGCCAACGAUAUACAAACAAUCCGAAUGCAAUCAGAAGAUACAAAACAAUGAUGACUCCAUAAUUUCGGAAGAAGAAAUAAGAAGACAACAAGGCACUUCAACCCAUAAUAUUACUUCAGAGAAUAUCGUGACAAAAAGAAUAUUGCAGAACGUAAAACGGGACAAGUCAGAAACGGAGAAUGUAACAAUAGAGAGUAUGCCGAUUCAAGAACAAUGUAUUUGUCAAUUAUGUACUUGUGGACGACAUCACUGUACACACAAAAUAGAGGGUGAUAACAGAGAGAUCAUACAUACCACAAACAAUGAAGAGAAAACAAAAGAGACAAAAAUAACGGACAAAAAAGAAUCGGACAAAAACAGAAACCACAUGGAAAUAUUAGAUGACUACGAUCGCCACAGUAAGGUUAUAGGAGCUCCAGACAAAUUGAAACUAGAGAGAAAUUUCGAUCACUCACACAACGAGCCUGUAGGUCCUGCUGAACGUCGUCAACCGAUCAAACAUGCCGACAAUUUGAAGCCUGAAGGAGAGUUCGAAAAGCGGCCUGAACAGAAAGCUCCAACACGAGGAGAGCGAACUAAGGUGAAAAGACCGCAGGAUAACUUGAAACCAGAAGGUGAUUUUGACCGUCCACACCACGAGCCUGUAGGUCCUGCUGAACGUCGUCAACCGAUCAAACAUGCCGACCAUCUUAAACCCGAAGGAGAGUUCGAAAAGCGGCCUCAACAGAAAGCUCAAACACGAGGUGAACGAGCUGAUGUGAAAAGACCGCAGGAUAACUUAAAACCAGAAGGUGAUUUUGACCGUCCACACCACGAGCCUGUAGGUCCUGCAGAACGUCGUCAACCAAUUAAACAUGCUGACCAUCUUAAACCCGAAGGAGAGUUCGAAAAGCGGCCUGAACAGAAAGCUCCAACACGAGGAGAGCGAGCUGAUGUAAAAAGACCGCAGGAUAACUUGAAGCCUGAAGGUGAUUUUGACCGUCCACACCACGAGCCUGUAGGUCCUGCUGAACGUCGUCAACCGAUCAAACAUGCUGACAAUUUGAAGCCCGAAGGAGAGUUCGAAAAGCGGCCUAAACAGAAAGCUCCAACACGAGGAGAGCGAGCUGAUGUGAAGAGACCGCAGGAUAACUUGAAACCAGAAGGUGAUUUUGACCGUCCACACCACGAGCCUGUAGGUCCUGCUGAACGUCGUCAACCAAUUAAACAUGCUGACCAUCUUAAACCCGAAGGAGAGUUCGAAAAGCGGCCUGAACAGAAAGCUCCAACACGAGGAGAGCGAGCUGAUGUAAAAAGACCGCAGGAUAACUUGAAACCCGAAGGUGAUUUUGACCGUCCACACCACGAGCCUGUAGGUCCUGCUGAACGUCGUCAACCAAUCAAACAUGCUGACCAUCUUAAACCCGAAGGAGGGUUCGAAAAGCGGCCUGAACAGAAAGCUCCAACACGAGGAGAGCGAGCUGAUGUAAAAAGACCGCAGGAUAACUUGAAACCCGAAGGUGAUUUUGACCGUCCACACCACGAGCCUGUAGGUCCUGCUGAACGUCGUCAACCGAUCAAACAUACUGACAAUUUGAAGCCCGAAGGAGAGUUCGAAAAGCGGCCUGAAAAGAAAGCUCCAACACGAGGAGAGCGAGCUGAUGUAAAAAGACCGCAGGAUAACUUGAAACCAGAAGGUGAUUUUGACCGUCCACACCACGAGCCUGUAGGUCCUGCUGAACGUCGUCAACCAAUCAAACAUGCUGACCAUCUUAAACCCGAAGGAGAGUUCGAAAAGCGGCCUGAACAGAAAGCUCCAACACGAGGAGAGCGAGCUGAUGUAAAAAGACCGCAGGAUAACUUGAAACCAGAAGGUGAUUUUGACCGUCCACACCACGAGCCUGUAGGUCCUGCUGAACGUCGUCAACCGAUCAAACAUGCUGACAAUUUGAAGCCCGAAGGAGAGUUCGAAAAGCGGCCUGAACAGAAAGCUCCAACACGAGGAGAGCGAGCUAAUGUGAAAAGACCGCAGGAUAACUUGAAACCAGAAGGUGAUUUUGACCGUCCACACCACGAGCCUGUAGGUCCUGCUGAACGUCGUCAACCGAUCAAACAUGCCGACAAUUUGAAGCCCGAAGGAGAGUUCGAAAAGCGGCCUGAACAGAAAGCUCCAACACGAGGAGAGCGAGCUGAUGUAAAGAGACCGCAGGAUAACUUGAAACCCGAAGGUGAUUUUGACCGUCCACACCACGAGCCUGUAGGUCCUGCUGAACGUCGUCAACCAAUUAAACAUGCUGACAAUUUGAAGCCCGAAGGAGAGUUCGAAAAGCGGCCUGAACAGAAAGCUCCAACACGAGGAGAGCGAGCUGAUGUAAAAAGACCGCAGGAUAACUUGAAACCAGAAGGUGAUUUUGACCGUCCACACCACGAGUCUGUAGGUCCUGCUGAACGUCGUCAACCAAUCAAACAUGCUGACCAUCUUAAACCCGAAGGAGAGUUCGAAAUGCGGCCUGACCAGAAAGCUCCAACACGAGGAGAGCGAGCUGAUGUGAAAAGACCGCAGGAUAACUUGAAACCCGAAGGUGAUUUUGAUCGUCCACACCACGAGCCUGUAGGUCCUGCUGAGCGUCGUCAACCAAUCAAACAUGCUGACCAUCUUAAACCCGAAGGAGAGUUCGAAAAGCGGCCUGAACAGAAAGCUCCAACACGAGGAGAGCGAGCUGAUGUAAAGAGACCGCAGGAUAACUUGAAACCCGAAGGUGAUUUUGACCGUCCACACCACGAGCCUGUAGGUCCUGCUGAACGUCGUCAACCAAUCAAACAUGCUGACCAUCUUAAACCCGAAGGAGAGUUCGAAAAGCGGCCUGAACAGAAAGCUCCAACACGAGGAGAGCGAGCUGAUGUAAUAAAACCGCAGGAUAACUUGAAACCCGAAGGUGAUUUUGACCGUCCACACCACGAGCCUGUAGGUCCUGCUGAACGUCGUCAACCGAUCAAACAUGCUGACAAUUUGAAGCCUGAAGGAGAGUUCGAAAAGCGGCCUAAACAGAAAGCUCCAACACGAGGAGAGCGAGCUGAUGUAAAAAGACCGCAGGAUAACUUGAAACCCGAAGGUGAUUUUGACCGUCCACACCACGAGCCUGUAGGUCCUGCUGAACGUCGUCAACCAAUUAAACAUGCUGACAAUUUGAAGCCCGAAGGAGAGUUCGAAAAGCGGCCUGAACAGAAAGCUCCAACACGAGGAGAGCGAGCUGAUGUAAAAAGACCGCAGGAUAACUUGAAACCCGAAGGUGAUUUUGACCGUCCACACCACGAGCCUGUAGGUCCUGCUGAACGUCGUCAACCAAUCAAACAUGCUGACCAUCUUAAACCCGAAGGAGGGUUCGAAAAGCGGCCUGAACAGAAAGCUCCAACACGAGGAGAGCGAGCUGAUGUAAAAAGACCGCAGGAUAACUUGAAACCCGAAGGUGAUUUUGACCGUCCACACCACGAGCCUGUAGGUCCUGCUGAACGUCGUCAACCGAUCAAACAUACUGACAAUUUGAAGCCCGAAGGAGAGUUCGAAAAGCGGCCUGAAAAGAAAGCUCCAACACGAGGAGAGCGAGCUGAUGUAAAAAGACCGCAGGAUAACUUGAAACCAGAAGGUGAUUUUGACCGUCCACACCACGAGCCUGUAGGUCCUGCUGAACGUCGUCAACCAAUCAAACAUGCUGACCAUCUUAAACCCGAAGGAGAGUUCGAAAAGCGGCCUGAACAGAAAGCUCCAACACGAGGAGAGCGAGCUGAUGUAAAAAGACCGCAGGAUAACUUGAAACCAGAAGGUGAUUUUGACCGUCCACACCACGAGCCUGUAGGUCCUGCUGAACGUCGUCAACCGAUCAAACAUGCUGACAAUUUGAAGCCCGAAGGAGAGUUCGAAAAGCGGCCUGAACAGAAAGCUCCAACACGAGGAGAGCGAGCUAAUGUGAAAAGACCGCAGGAUAACUUGAAACCAGAAGGUGAUUUUGACCGUCCACACCACGAGCCUGUAGGUCCUGCUGAACGUCGUCAACCGAUCAAACAUGCCGACAAUUUGAAGCCCGAAGGAGAGUUCGAAAAGCGGCCUGAACAGAAAGCUCCAACACGAGGAGAGCGAGCUGAUGUAAAGAGACCGCAGGAUAACUUGAAACCCGAAGGUGAUUUUGACCGUCCACACCACGAGCCUGUAGGUCCUGCUGAACGUCGUCAACCAAUUAAACAUGCUGACAAUUUGAAGCCCGAAGGAGAGUUCGAAAAGCGGCCUGAACAGAAAGCUCCAACACGAGGAGAGCGAGCUGAUGUAAAAAGACCGCAGGAUAACUUGAAACCAGAAGGUGAUUUUGACCGUCCACACCACGAGUCUGUAGGUCCUGCUGAACGUCGUCAACCAAUCAAACAUGCUGACCAUCUUAAACCCGAAGGAGAGUUCGAAAUGCGGCCUGACCAGAAAGCUCCAACACGAGGAGAGCGAGCUGAUGUGAAAAGACCGCAGGAUAACUUGAAACCCGAAGGUGAUUUUGAUCGUCCACACCACGAGCCUGUAGGUCCUGCUGAGCGUCGUCAACCAAUCAAACAUGCUGACCAUCUUAAACCCGAAGGAGAGUUCGAAAAGCGGCCUGAACAGAAAGCUCCAACACGAGGAGAGCGAGCUGAUGUAAAGAGACCGCAGGAUAACUUGAAACCCGAAGGUGAUUUUGACCGUCCACACCACGAGCCUGUAGGUCCUGCUGAACGUCGUCAACCAAUCAAACAUGCUGACCAUCUUAAACCCGAAGGAGAGUUCGAAAAGCGGCCUGAACAGAAAGCUCCAACACGAGGAGAGCGAGCUGAUGUAAUAAAACCGCAGGAUAACUUGAAACCCGAAGGUGAUUUUGACCGUCCACACCACGAGCCUGUAGGUCCUGCUGAACGUCGUCAACCGAUCAAACAUGCUGACAAUUUGAAGCCUGAAGGAGAGUUCGAAAAGCGGCCUAAACAGAAAGCUCCAACACGAGGAGAGCGAGCUGAUGUAAAAAGACCGCAGGAUAACUUGAAACCCGAAGGUGAUUUUGACCGUCCACACCACGAGCCUGUAGGUCCUGCUGAACGUCGUCAACCAAUUAAACAUGCUGACAAUUUGAAGCCCGAAGGAGAGUUCGAAAAGCGGCCUGAACAGAAAGCUCCAACACGAGGAGAGCGAGCUGAUGUAAAAAGACCGCAGGAUAACUUGAAACCAGAAGGUGAUUUUGACCGUCCACACCACGAGUCUGUAGGUCCUGCUGAACGUCGUCAACCAAUCAAACAUGCUGACCAUCUUAAACCCGAAGGAGAGUUCGAAAUGCGGCCUGACCAGAAAGCUCCAACACGAGGAGAGCGAGCUGAUGUGAAAAGACCGCAGGAUAACUUGAAACCCGAAGGUGAUUUUGAUCGUCCACACCACGAGCCUGUAGGUCCUGCUGAGCGUCGUCAACCAAUCAAACAUGCUGACCAUCUUAAACCCGAAGGAGAGUUCGAAAAGAGGCCUAAACAGAAAGCUCCAACCCGAGGUGAGCGAGCUGAUGUAAUAAAACCGCAGGAUAACUUGAAGCCUGAAGGUGAUUUUGACCGUCCACUCCACGAGCCUGUAGGUCCUGCUGAACGUCGUCAACCGAUCAAACAUGCUGACCAUCUUAAACCCGAAGGAGAGUUCGAAAAGCGGCCUGAACAGAAAGCUCCAACACGAGGAGAGCGAGCUGAUGUAAUAAGACCGCGGGAUAACUUGAAACCCGAAGGUGAUUUUGACCGUCCACACCACGAGCCUGUAGGUCCUGCUGAACGUCGUCAACCAAUCAAACAUGCUGACAAUUUGAAUCGUGGAGAAAUAAUAAAUUACGGUCACUCCCAAUGUUCCAUGAGGCAAACUGCAAACUACAGUACAUCACGAUCUGAAACUAUAGUCGAUUUCAGCACACAACGUCAUGGCGUCAAUCUUGGAGAAGACAAUAUACUCCUAUGCAGUAACAAUGAAUCCGUCCCUAAUGAACAUAUACACAUUGAUAUAACCAAUCGAAGUCUUAAAGAAUUCACGAGCGUUAAUGAAUUAGCGAUUGAUAGUUGUAGUAGACAUGUUGACGAUGCUUACACAAAAGUUAUCGAAGAAAUAAAUUCGGUGAAUCAGAGAACCAUUUCAGAACGCACAUCGUCAGCGAUAGACUGCACAAUGCACGUAAAAUCACAAAACAACUUACGGCGUGUGAAAGAUCUUGAUCGUGAGCAUUAUGAAAUAAUGGGUCCUGCAGAACGUCGUCAACCGAUCAAACAUGCCGACAAUUUGAAGCCCGAAGGAGAGUUCGAAAAGCGGCCUGAACAGAAAGCUCCAACACGAGGAGAGCGAGCUGAUGUAAUAAGACCGCAGGAUAACUUGAAGCCUGAAGGUGAUUUUGACCGUCCACACCACGAGCCUGUAGGUCCUGCUGAACGUCGUCAACCGAUCAAACAUGCUGACCAUCUUAAACUCGGAGGAGAGUUCGAAAAGCGGCCUGAACAGAAAGCUCCAACACGAGAAGAGCGAGCUGAUGUAAAAAGACCGCAGGAUAACUUGAAACCCGAAGGUGAUUUUGACCGUCCACACCACGAGCCUGUAGGUCCUGCUGAACGUCGUCAACCAAUCAAACAUGCCGACCAUCUUAAACCCGAAGGAGAGUUCGAAAAGCGGCCUGAACAGAAAGCUCCAACACGAGGUGAGCGAGCUGAUGUAAAAAGACCGCAGGAUAACUUGAAACCCGAAGGUGAUUUUGACCGUCCACACCACGAGCCUGUAGGUCCUGCUGAAGGUCGUCAACCGAUCAAACAUGCUGACCAUCUUAAACUCGAAGGAGAGUUCGAAAAGCGGCCUGAACAGAAAGCUCCAACACGAGGAGAGCGAGCUGAUGUAAUAAAACCGCAGGAUAACUUGAAACCCGAAGGUGAUUUUGACCGUCCACACCACGAGCCUGUAGGUCCUGCUAAACGUCGUCAACCGAUCAAACAUGCUGACAAUUUGAAGCCCGAAGGAGAGUUCGAAAAGCGGCCUAAACAGAAAGCUCCAACACGAGGAGAGCGAGCUGAUGUAAAAAGACCGCAGGAUAACUUGAAACCCGAAGGUGAUUUUGACCGUCCACACCACGAGCCUGUAGGUCCUGCUGAACGUCGUCAACCGAUCAAACAUGCUGACAAUUUGAAACCCGAAGGAGAGUUCGAAAAGCGGCCUGAACAGAAAGCUCCAACACGAAGAGAGCGAGCUGAUGUAAAGAGACCGCAGGAUAACUUGAAACCCGAAGGUGAUUUUGACCGUCCACACCACGAGCCUGUAGGUCCUGCUGAACGUCGUCAACCGAUCAAACAUGCCGACAAUUUGAAGCCCGAAGGAGAGUUCGAAAAGCGGCCUGAACAGAAAGCUCCAACCCGAGGUGAGCGAGCUGAUGUAAAGAGACCACAAGAUAACUUGAAGCCUGAAGGUGAUUUUGACCGUCCACACCACGAGCCUGUAGGUCCUGCUGAACGUCGUCAACCGAUCAAACAUGCUGACAAUUUGAAGCCCGAAGGAGAGUUCGAAAAGCGGCCUAAACAGAAAGCUCCAACACGAGGAGAGCGAGCUGAUGUAAAGAGACCGCAGGAUAACUUGAAACCCGAAGGUGAUUUUGACCGUCCACACCACGAGCCUGUAGGUCCUGCUGAACGUCGUCAACCGAUCAAACAUGCCGACAAUUUGAAGCCCGAAGGAGAGUUCGAAAAGCGGCCUGAACAGAAAGCUCCAACCCGAGGUGAGCGAGCUGAUGUAAAAAGACCGCAGGAUAACUUGAAGCCUGAAGGUGAUUUUGACCGUCCACACCACGAGCCUGUAGGUCCUGCUGAACGUCGUCAACCGAUCAAACAUGCUGACAAUUUGAAGCCCGAAGGAGAGUUCGAAAAGCGGCCUAAACAGAAAGCUCCAACACGAGGAGAGCGAGCUGAUGUAAAGAGACCGCAGGAUAACUUGAAACCCGAAGGUGGUUUUGACCGUCCACACCACGAGCCUGUAGGUCCUGCUGAACGUCGUCAACCGAUCAAACAUGCCGACAAUUUGAAGCCCGAAGGAGAGUUCGAAAAGCGGCCUGAACAGAAAGCUCCAACCCGAGGUGAGCGAGCUGAUGUAAAGAGACCACAAGAUAACUUGAAGCCUGAAGGUGAUUUUGACCGUCCACACCACGAGCCUGUAGGUCCUGCUGAACGUCGUCAACCAAUCAAACAUGCUAACAAUUUGAAGCCCGAAGAAGAGUUCGAAAAGCGGCCUAAACAGAAAGCUCCAACACGAGGAGAGCGAGCUGAUGUAAUAAGACCGCAGGAUAACUUGAAGCCUGAAGGUGAUUUUGACCGUCCACACCACGAGCCUGUAGGUCCUGCUGAACGUCGUCAACCGAUCAAACAUGCUGACAAUUUGAAGCCCGAAGGAGAGUUCGAAAAGCGGCCUAAACAGAAAGCUCCAACACGAGGAGAGCGAGCUGAUGUAAAGAGACCGCAGGAUAACUUGAAACCCGAAGGUGGUUUUGACCGUCCACACCACGAGCCUGUAGGUCCUGCUGAACGUCGUCAACCGAUCAAACAUGCUGACCAUCUUAAACUCGGAGGAGAGUUCGAAAAGCGGCCUGAACAGAAAGCUCCAACACGAGGAGAGCGAGCUGAUGUAAAAAGACCGCAGGAUAACUUGAAACCCGAAGGUGAUUUUGACCGUCCACACCACAAGCCUGUAGGUCCUGCUGAACGUCGUCAACCAAUCAAACAUGCCGACCAUCUUAAACCCGAAGGAGAGUUCGAAAAGCGGCCUGAACAGAAAGCUCCAACACGAGGAGAGCGAGCUGAUGUAAAGAGACCGCAGGAUAACUUGAAACCCGAAGGUGAUUUUGACCGUCCACACCACGAGCCUGUAGGUCCUGCUGAACGUCGUCAACCGAUCAAACAUGCUGACCAUCUUAAACUCGAAGGAGAGUUCGAAAAGCGGCCUGAACAGAAAUCUCCAACACGAGGUGAGCGAGCUGAUGUAAAGAGACCACAAGAUAACUUGAAGCCUGAAGGUGAUUUUGACCGUCCACACCACGAGCCUGUAGGUCCUGCUGAACGUCGUCAACCGAUCAAACAUGCUGACAAUUUGAAGCCCGAAGGAGAGUUCGAAAAGCGGCCUAAACAGAAAGCUCCAACACGAGGGGAGCGAGCUGAUGUAAAAAGACCGCAGGAUAACUUGAAACCCGAAGGUGAUUUUGACCGUCCACACCACGAGCCUGUAGGUCCUGCUGAACGUCGUCAACCGAUCAAACAUGCUGACAAUUUGAAGCCCGAAGGAGAGUUCGAAAAGCGGCCUGACCAGAAAGCUCCAACACGAGGAGAGCGAGCUGAUGUAAUAAGACCGCGGGAUAACUUGAAACCCGAAGGUGAUUUUGACCGUCCACACCACGAGCCUGUAGGUCCUGCUGAACGUCGUCAACCGAUCAAACAUGCCGACCAUCUUAAACCCGAAGGAGAGUUCGAAAAGCGGCCUGAACAGAAAGCUCCAACCCGAGGUGAGCGAGCUGAUGUAAAAAGACCACAAGAUAACUUGAAGCCUGAAGGUGAUUUUGACCGUCCACACCACGAGCCUGUAGGUCCUGCUGAACGUCGUCAACCAAUCAAACAUGCUGACAAUUUGAAGCCCGAAGGAGAGUUCGAAAAGCGGCCUAAACAGAAAGCUCCAACACGAGGAGAGCGAGCUGAUGUAAUAAAACCGCAGGAUAACUUGAAACCCGAAGGUGAUUUUGACCGUCCACACCACGAGCCUGUAGGUCCUGCUGAACGUCGUCAACCGAUCAAACAUGCCGACCAUCUUAAACCCGAAGGAGAGUUCGAAAAGCGGCCUGAACAGAAAGCUCCAACCCGAGGUGAGCGAGCUGAUGUAAAAAGACCACAAGAUAACUUGAAGCCUGAAGGUGAUUUUGACCGUCCACACCACGAGCCUGUAGGUCCUGCUGAACGUCGUCAACCAAUCAAACAUGCUGACAAUUUGAAGCCCGAAGGAGAGUUCGAAAAGCGGCCUAAACAGAAAGCUCCAACACGAGGAGAGCGAGCUGAUGUAAUAAGACCGCGGGAUAACUUGAAACCCGAAGGUGAUUUUGACCGUCCACACCACGAGCCUGUAGGUCCUGCUGAACGUCGUCAACCAAUCAAACAUGCUGACAAUUUGAAUCGUGGAGAAAUAAUAAAUUACGGUCACUCACAAUGUUCCAUGAGGCAAACUGCAAACUACAGUACAUCACGAUCUGAAACUAUAGUCGAUUUCAGCACACAACGUCAUGGCGUCAAUCUUGGAGAAGACAAUAUACUCCUAUGCAGUAACAAUGAAUCCGUCCCUAAUGAACAUAUACACAUUGAUAUAACCAAUCGAAAUCUUAAAGAAUUCACGAGCGUUAAUGAAUUAGCGAUUGAUAGUUGUAGUAGACAUGUUGACGAUGCUUGCACACAAGUUAUCGAAAAAAUAAAUUCGGUGAAUCAGAGAACCAUUUCAGAACGCACAUCGUCAGCGAUAGACUGCACAAUGCACGUAAAAUCACAAAACAACUUACGGCGUGUAAAAGAUCUUGAUUGUAAGCAUUAUGAAAUAAUGGGUCCUGCUGAACGUCGUCAACCAAUUAAACAUGCUGACAAUUUGAAGCCCGAAGGAGAGUUCGAAAAGCGGCCUGAACAGAAAGCUCCAACACGAGGAGAGCGAGCUGAUGUAAUAAAACCGCAGGAUAACUUGAAACCCGAAGGUGAUUUUGACCGUCCACACCACGAGCCUGUAGGUCCUGCUGAAUGUCGUCAACCGAUCAAACAUGCUGACCAUCUUAAACUCGAAGGAGAGUUCGAAAAGCGGCCUGAACAGAAAGCUCCAACACGAGGAGAGCGAGCUGAUGUAAUAAAACCGCAGGAUAACUUGAAACCCGAAGGUGAUUUUGACCGUCCACACCACGAGCCUGUAGGUCCUGCUGAACGUCGUCAACCGAUCAAACAUGCUGACAAUUUGAAGCCCGAAGGAGAGUUCGAAAAGCGGCCUGACCAGAAAGCUCCAACACGAGGAGAGCGAGCUGAUGUAAUAAGACCGCGGGAUAACUUGAAACCCGAAGGUGAUUUUGACCGUCCACACCACGAGCCUGUAGGUCCUGCUGAACGUCGUCAACCGAUCAAACAUGCCGACCAUCUUAAACCCGAAGGAGAGUUCGAAAAGCGGCCUGAACAGAAAGCUCCAACCCGAGGUGAGCGAGCUGAUGUAAAAAGACCACAAGAUAACUUGAAGCCUGAAGGUGAUUUUGACCGUCCACACCACGAGCCUGUAGGUCCUGCUGAACGUCGUCAACCAAUCAAACAUGCUGACAAUUUGAAGCCCGAAGGAGAGUUCGAAAAGCGGCCUAAACAGAAAGCUCCAACACGAGGAGAGCGAGCUGAUGUAAAGAGACCGCAGGAUAACUUGAAACCCGAAGGUGAUUUUGACCGUCCACACCACGAGCCUGUAGGUCCUGCUGAACGUCGUCAACCGAUCAAACAUGCCGACCAUCUUAAACCCGAAGGAGAGUUCGAAAAGCGGCCUGAACAGAAAGCUCCAACCCGAGGUGAGCGAGCUGAUGUAAAAAGACCACAAGAUAACUUGAAGCCUGAAGGUGAUUUUGACCGUCCACACCACGAGCCUGUAGGUCCUGCUGAACGUCGUCAACCGAUCAAACAUGCUGACAAUUUGAAGCCCGAAGGAGAGUUCGAAAAGCGGCCUGACCAGAAAGCUCCAACACGAGGAGAGCGAGCUGAUGUAAUAAGACCGCGGGAUAACUUGAAACCCGAAGGUGAUUUUGACCGUCCACACCACGAGCCUGUAGGUCCUGCUGAACGUCGUCAACCGAUCAAACAUGCCGACCAUCUUAAACCCGAAGGAGAGUUCGAAAAGCGGCCUGAACAGAAAGCUCCAACCCGAGGUGAGCGAGCUGAUGUAAAAAGACCACAAGAUAACUUGAAGCCUGAAGGUGAUUUUGACCGUCCACACCACGAGCCUGUAGGUCCUGCUGAACGUCGUCAACCGAUCAAACAUGCUGACAAUUUGAAGCCCGAAGGAGAGUUCGAAAAGCGGCCUGAACAGAAAGCUCCAACACGAGGAGAGCGAGCUGAUGUAAUAAAACCGCAGGAUAACUUGAAACCCGAAGGUGAUUUUGACCGUCCACACCACGAGCCUGUAGGUCCUGCUGAACGUCGUCAACCGAUCAAACAUGCUGACAAUUUGAAGCCCGAAGGAGAGUUCGAAAAGCGGCCUAAACAGAAAGCUCCAACACGAGGAGAGCGAGCUGAUGUAAUAAGACCGCGGGAUAACUUGAAACCCGAAGGUGAUUUUGACCGUCCACACCACGAGCCUGUAGGUCCUGCUGAACGUCGUCAACCGAUCAAACAUGCCGACCAUCUUAAACCCGAAGGAGAGUUCGAAAAGCGGCCUGAACAGAAAGCUCCAACCCGAGGUGAGCGAGCUGAUGUAAAAAGACCACAAGAUAACUUGAAGCCUGAAGGUGAUUUUGACCGUCCACACCACGAGCCUGUAGGUCCUGCUGAACGUCGUCAACCAAUCAAACAUGCUGACAAUUUGAAGCCCGAAGGAGAGUUCGAAAAGCGGCCUAAACAGAAAGCUCCAACACGAGGAGAGCGAGCUGAUGUAAAGAGACCGCAGGAUAACUUGAAACCCGAAGGUGAUUUUGACCGUCCACACCACGAGCCUGUAGGUCCUGCUGAACGUCGUCAACCGAUCAAACAUGCCGACCAUCUUAAACCCGAAGGAGAGUUCGAAAAGCGGCCUGAACAGAAAGCUCCAACCCGAGGUGAGCGAGCUGAUGUAAAAAGACCACAAGAUAACUUGAAGCCUGAAGGUGAUUUUGACCGUCCACACCACGAGCCUGUAGGUCCUGCUGAACGUCGUCAACCGAUCAAACAUGCUGACAAUUUGAAGCCCGAAGGAGAGUUCGAAAAGCGGCCUAAACAGAAAGCUUCAACACGAGGAGAGCGAGCUGACGUAAUAAGACCGCAGGAUAACUUGAAACCCGAAGGUGAUUUUGACCGUCCACACCACGAGCCUGUAGGUCCUGCUGAACGUCGUCAACCAAUCAAACAUGCCGACCAUCUUAAACCCGAAGGAGAGUUCGAAAAGCGGCCUGAACAGAAAGCUCCAACACGAGGAGAGCGAGCUGAUGUAAUAAAACCGCAGGAUAACUUGAAACCCGAAGGUGAUUUUGACCGUCCACACCACGAGCCUGUAGGUCCUGCUGAACGUCGUCAACCGAUCAAACAUGCUGACAAUUUGAAGCCCGAAGGAGAGUUCGAAAAGCGGCCUGACCAGAAAGCUCCAACACGAGGAGAGCGAGCUGAUGUAAAGAGACCGCGGGAUAACUUGAAACCCGAAGGUGAUUUUGACCGUCCACACCACGAGCCUGUAGGUCCUGCUGAACGUCGUCAACCGAUCAAACAUGCCGACCAUCUUAAACCCGAAGGAGAGUUCGAAAAGCGGCCUGAACAGAAAGCUCCAACCCGAGGUGAGCGAGCUGAUGUAAAGAGACCACAAGAUAACUUGAAGCCUGAAGGUGAUUUUGACCGUCCACACCACGAGCCUGUAGGUCCUGCUGAACGUCGUCAACCAAUCAAACAUGCUGACAAUUUGAAUCGUGGAGAAAUAAUAAAUUACGGUCACUCUCAAUGUUCCAUGAGGCAAACUGCAAACUACAGUACAUCACGAUCUGAAACUAUAGUCGAUUUCAGCACACAACGUCAUGGCGUCAAUCUUGGAGAAGACAAUAUACUCCUAUGCAGUAACAAUGAAUCCGUCCCUAAUGAACAUAUACACAUUGAUAUAACCAAUCGAAAUCUUAAAGAAUUCACGAGCGUUAAUGAAUUAGCGAUUGAUAGUUGUAGUAGCCAUGUUGACGAUGCUUACACAAAAGUUAUCGAAGAAAUAAAUUCGGUGAAUCAGAGAACCAUUUCAGAACGCACAUCGUCAGCGAUAGACUGCACAAUGCACGUAAAAUCACAAAACAACUUACGGCGUGUAAAAGAUCUUGAUCGUAAGCAUUAUGAAAUAAUGGGUCCUGCUGAACGUCGUCAACCAAUUAAACAUGCUGACAAUUUGAAGCCCGAAGGAGAGUUCGAAAAGCGGCCUGAACAGAAAGCUCCAACACGAGGAGAGCGAGCUGAUGUAAAAAGACCGCAGGAUAACUUGAAACCCGAAGGUGAUUUUGACCGUCCACACCACGAGCCUGUAGGUCCUGCUGAACGUCGUCAACCGAUCAAACAUGCUGACCAUCUUAAACUCGGAGGAGAGUUCGAAAAGCGGCCUGAACAGAAAUCUCCAAUCCGAGGAGAGCGAGCUGAUGUAAAGAGACCACAAGAUAACUUGAAGCCUGAAGGUGAUUUUGACCGUCCACACCACGAGCCUGUAGGUCCUGCUGAACGUCGUCAACUAAUCAAACAUGCUGACCAUCUUAAACCCGAAGGAGAGUUCGAAAAGCGGCCUAAACAGAAAGCUCCAACACGAGGAGAGCGAGCUGAUGUAAUAAGACCGCAGGAUAACUUGAAACCCGAAGGUGAUUUUGAUCGUCCACACCACGAGCCUGUAGGUCCUGCUGAACGUCGUCAACCGAUCAAACAUGCCGACCAUCUUAAACCUGAAGGAGAGUUCGAAAAGAGGCCUAAACAGAAAGCUCCAACACGAGGAGAGCGAGUUGAUGUGAAAAGACCGCAGGAUAACUUGAAACCAGAAGGUGAUUUUGACCGUCCACACCACGAGCCUGUAGGUCCUGCUGAACGUCGUCAACCGAUCAAACAUGCCGACCAUCUUAAACCCGAAGGAGAGUUCGAAAAGCGGCCUCAACAGAAAUCUCAAACACGAGGUGAGCGAGCUAAUGUAAAAAGACCGCAGGAUAACCUAAUACUGGAAGGCCAGUUCUAUUUUGAGCGUUCCCAGUGUCUGCCUAAUUCUAUAGCCGAUCGGUUGUGCUCAAAUGCUUUGCCGAACAAGCAAUUGUUUAGCACAACGGCGAGUUGUUAUCAGAAACAUAGACAUGAUUCAUGUGCAAAUAAUCAGAAUCAUUUGCACGUUAAGUAUUUGAAAUCAAGUGCUUUGGGGCCAGUCAAUGAGUGUUCUUCUAGUUGUCGCGAUUCCCGGUCUGUUGCUCGCCAAAUGGGCGUUGUCAAUGAUGUGCAAUUGUCUACGCCCCGAACAUUGGUUCACAAUUCAUCUAAUGUUGAAGCCGAUUAUCAGCAGCUAAGUCGUAAUUCCGAUAAGCUCCAAAGAGCCUCUUCUGAAGGGUUCAAAGCACAAACUUCUUUUAAACGAAGUGUUCAAUGUUCUGGCGUUGAAGAACCAUUGGAUAAUUCGAAAUAUCAGGGAUAUUACGGUUCUAGUGCCCAUGUUUCUACUAGUAAUAGUUCUUCAGAUGUUAAAGGAUCCUCUGUAGUCUCUUCUAAACGCUUUUGUUAUUUACAUGAAAAUCGUUCCGGGUCCUCGAAGCAAGUUGUUCCUCUGAACGAUCAUUGCUCACGAACACCCGAGAGGAAUCUUAGACAAUCAUUGCCUUCUGUGUAUGAAUCUGACUUCUUUCAGCGUUCAAAUUUUUCUGAAAAUAGAAAACUAUCUUUCGAACAGAAUGACCUUACGAAUCGAGAAAAAUGUCCUAUAUCAAAUUUUCCAAAGGAGAAAGAGCGUCAAGAUAUUCGACUGGUGUCUUCGCAAAGUUGUAGAAGUUCAUCACCAAGUCAAACAAAGUUUGACUAUACAAAAACAAUCGAUGAACAACGGUUGUUGGAAAAAGUUCAUCGUAAUACCGAUGUGAUAAAAUCUCAUCAUAGAAAAAAUAUUAUUUCUUCUUCGUCAACGGAUAUUAGUAAUGCAAUAUUACAUCGCCGUAAUGUUAUGUCUUCCACCGAGGCUUAUCAUACUAUUUCUUCAACAGCUGCUGAUCAAAAAAAAAGUAUUUCAAGUCUCACCGAAACUGGACAGUAUAUUAGUAAUUCGACACAGAGUUUACAUCGGCGUAGUCUUAGUUCUCUUCACCGUAGCAGUAAAGAAAGUAAUUCAUCGGCAUCCUCUGUGACUGGUAGAACACAAAAAUUGAUACAAAAAGAUAAUUUUUCAGCUUGUAGGGAUAAAGUUUAUGCUUGUACUGAAGCUAACAGUUACGGCAAUUUUAGUCGUCAAAAAGUUGAACGAGUACAUAGACAUGCCAAUGAAUCUCAUAUUAAUCUUGGAGAAGAUAUUGUUGAAGCUUCUAGUAUGUAUAAAAAAGAGUUCAUACCGAAAGUAAAGGGCCCUUGUCCUGUUGCUCUUAUUGAAGCUAAAAAAGCACCAUUUAAACAUACUAGAGAUACAUCAAAACAUAAGUUUUACAUUCCCGUAGUGUCGAGUUGAUCAUACUAUUUUUCCUACGUAAAACGGAUUGGGAUUUUUUAAAAACAUCGACUUAUGUGUUUUUGUGGUGGGUAUUUACACAUAAAUUGAAUUAUUGUCCCCUGAACAAUGUGCCAUUCUUCUUUCAACGAGUGAGGGUAAAAUUGUCGUUUUGAUCAAACUAAUUUAUGAAUUCUAUUUCUGAUGACGUUUAUCGCCUUCAAAAGAAUACUUAUUGACUUGUUUAUAUAGAAUUCCUUCCAAUUUGAAGCUAAGUCACCCAGUUAAUAAGUAUGCAGUAAAAUUUAAGUCCUCAAAAAUUCCAGUUUUGCUUAUGAAUUUUAGAUAUUCCAAAAUAAAUGAAAGAAUAAAGCGAAUCAAAGUAAAAUAUCUACGAUCUCAUCUUGUUUUCAUUAAUUUUCAAUUGUUAUGAGUUGAAUAAUUACUAAAUGACUACAUCUUGAUUUUAUUAUUUGCUGUAAAUGAUUUAUACUCACAAAUUCAUGUUUAAAUUGUUCCAAUCCAAGAAUUUACGAUUCAUCGCUACUUAGUGAUUUUUUAUAAAUUAUCAUAAAAAUGAGAAUAUUUAUCUAUUUCAUUUUAUUUUUAGAAGUCUUUUAUAGAUUCCAUCAUUUUAGAAUUUUUUUAGGUUUCUGUAUGCUUCUACAAGAAAUUACUAAUUUUUUUUUAAUUUCAUUUAUUAUGAUGUCAUUGGUUAAAUAUUCUAAUGUAUAGAACAAAUGAAAAUGUGUU